UUCUAGCAGUGACGCCUUCGGGUUGUGCAAAGCCUGGGAACAUUGAGGGCAUUAGGACCACGAGCGAGACGCUCGCUUGGCUCUGGGCUGUGUCUGGCAGAGGGCUCUCCGCUGAGCAGAGCUAUGUGUGAAAGGAAAUCAGGCACUGCCUGCCGGCUUUACAUCUGUUGAUCUGACCUGACUUGAAGCGUCCAAAGAGGGACGGCUGUCAGCUCUGCUGCACUGAAAACCCACCAGCUCACCCCAGACAUCUCAGAGCAGCCUGACCAUUCAUGCAAAGGGGGAAAGAAACACAUGGGACUAAACACCUGAGCAGAAUGGAUUCAUUUUUUUUCCCCAAGGAGAAAAACAGGGUAAAAGGGGAGCAAGCAAUUCAGUUUAAAGUCCUUGUGAAUGGGCUCUCCGAAGGCAAUUAAAGAAAGCCACGCAGAGGACCUGGGGUGAAACUGGGGUCCUGUGGACUUUCUGAUAAGUGGAAGCAGGUUUUACACAUGCUGUUGGCAAAUGUCAGACGGGAAAAAAGGAGCAGGUUAAGUAACUGGCAAAAGAAACUUCCAGGUGGAAUGAGCAACCAGGUCCUGCUGCAAGCUUGAAGGAACCUGGAGCCGGAUGAGAAAGCAAACUUGAACAUGACCUGUUGCAUCUGGCAAGUUGUAGCAACAUGCUCCUAAAGAAGCGGUACAGGCAUGGACCGUGCAGACUUCAGUUCCUCCUGCUGUUCCUGAUGCUGGGAUGCAUCCUGAUGAUGGUGGCCAUGUUGCAUCCUCCCCUGCACACUGGGCAACAGGCUGUCACAGCCCAGGCCAACAAGCACACCCCUGAAAGCCGGUACCACCUGGACUUUGGGGAAUCUCAGGAAUGGGUCCUGGAGGCUGAGGAUGAGGGUGAGGAGUACGACCUCCUGGAGGGCCUGCCGCCCUUUAUCUCGCUGCGGGAAGAUCAGCUGCUAGUGGCUGUGGCUUCACCCAGGGCCAGAAGGAAUCAGAGCCAGGGCAGGAGAGGUGGCAGCUACCGGCUCAUCAAGCAUCUGAGCAAGAGGCCGGAUGAGGAAGCCCCAGAGAGGGACUGGGGGGCCGAGGAGGAGGAUGGGGAGGUAUCAGAAGAAAAGGAGAUGACCCCACUCAGCCUGGACUCGCAUGGCCUCAACGAGGCGCUCAGUGCCCGCCUGCCCCUUCACAGGGCCCUGCCCGAGGUGCGGCACCCGCUGUGUCUGCAGCAGCGCCCUGAGGAGAUCCUGCCCACAGCCAGUGUCAUCCUCUGUUUCCAUGACGAAGCCUGGUCCACCCUCCUGAGGACCGUGCACAGCAUCCUUGACACAGCACCCAGGGCUUUCCUGAAAGAGGUCAUUCUCGUGGAUGACCUCAGUCAACAAGGACAACUCAAGUCCGCUCUCAGCGAAUAUGUGGCCAAGCUGGAGGGUGUGAAGUUGCUCAGGAGCAAUAAGAGACUGGGUGCCAUCAGGGCCCGGAUGUUGGGAGCCACCAGGGCCACAGGGGACGUGCUGGUCUUCAUGGAUGCCCACUGCGAGUGCCACCCAGGCUGGCUGGAGCCCCUGCUCAGCAGAAUAGCUGAUGACAGGAGCCGUGUGGUAUCCCCAGUCAUAGAUGUGAUUGACUGGAAGACUUUCCAAUAUUAUCCGUCCAAGGAGCUUCAGCGUGGGGUCUUGGACUGGAAGCUGGAUUUCCACUGGGAGCCUUUGCCAGAGAAUGAGAGGAAGGCCCUCCGGUUCCCCAUCAGCCCCAUCAGGAGCCCUGUGGUAUCUGGAGAGGUGGUGGCCAUGGACAGACAUUACUUCCAAAACACUGGAGCCUAUGAUCCUCUCAUGUCACUGCGGGGUGGCGAAAACCUUGAAAUGUCCUUCAAGGCCUGGCUCUGUGGUGGCUCUGUUGAAAUCCUUCCCUGCUCUAGAGUGGGGCACAUCUACCGAAAUCAGGAUACCCAAUCCUCCUCCCUUGACCAGGAGGCCAUCCUCCGGAACAAAGUCCGCCUUGCUGAGAUCUGGCUGGGGUCAUUCAAAGAAACCUUCUACAGGCACAGCCCAGAGGCUUUUGUUUUGAGCAAGGCCGAGAAGCCAGACUGCACUGAACGCUUGCAGCUGCAAAGGAGACUAGGCUGUCGGACGUUCCAUUGGUUUCUGGCCAACAUCUACCCUGAGAUGUACCCAUCUGAACACAGGCCCAGGUUUUCUGGAAAGCUCCACAACAUUGGAUUUGGCUUCUGUGCAGACUGCCAAACAGAAGGGGACAUCCUGGGCUGUCCCAUGAGGCUGGCCCCUUGCAGUGACAGCCAGCAGCAACAGAGUCUCUUGCCGGCUGUGCUGACAACCAUUCCCUCUGUCCCAGCACCUGGAGCACACCAGCAGGAAAGAGAUCCGCGCUGGCAGCCCACAGCACCUGUGCUUCGAUGUCAGGCGAGAGCAGGUGAUUCUUCAGAACUGCACAGAGGAUGGCUCUGCCAUCCACCAGCAGCACUGGGACUUCCAGGAGAAUGGAAUGAUUGUCCACAUUCUUUCUGGGAAAUGCAUGGAAGCUGUGGUUCAGCAAAACAAUAAAGAUUUGUACUUGCGUCAGUGUGAUGGAAAAGUCAGCCAGCUGUGGCGAUUUGACCACAUCCACCCUGUGGAUGAACGAUGAAUGCCGGAAAGCAAGAGAACAUGGGCAAGUCACAGUUCUGCCCCAAAGGAACUAAAGGAGUAUGUUUAUAUCAUAAAGCAGAUUCUUUUGUACUUGUGCUUCUGAUGCAGGAGAGAAAGUUUUGUGAAUCAAUAUCAGAAGCCCCUUCUUUUCACCCCUUAUUUCAUUGACUGCUGGCUGUUUUUAAAAAAGAAAGAGUGGAUUCAUUGUCUUCAUCACUGGAGAUGAUCAACGUAUAUUACAGAAGAUUCCUCCCCCUCCCCCUUCUUCUCCUUCUUCUCCUUCUUCUUCUCCUUCUUCUUCUUCUUCUUCUUCGUACAUAACAAUUGCUUUUUGCUUUUAUCCCUGACUGGGAAAGACCUGGGCAAUGUAUGUCUGGCAGUGUUGGGUACAUCAAUCCAAUGGGUCAAUUUCUUGGUCUUCAAGUAGUAUUACCUUGGAUUAUCUGUGUGGCCAAAUAUAAAAAGUGAAAGAGCAAGAGGCUAUAAUUUUCUGACAGUCCAAAAACUUUGAUUAGGUUUAUAGGCAUGUUCAUUGGUUGAGCCACAGCUCAGAAGGAAGGAAAGGCACAGGGAGAAGGAGAGUAGGGUUGGAGAGAAGAAGGAAAGGAGCUUUGGCUCCACUCUCCAGCUCAAUUUAAUCAGUUGAAAAGAAUCAGCAUACCUGGGAUAAAAUAUUUUCAUUUUAAUGGGAAUUUUCUUGAAACCUUCUACCUCCAUUCACCUGCACUAACUCUUCUCUAGCUUGAUUCACCACCACCAGAUUAUAGUUGCAAUAGAUUUCACUUUAGUCAUUUUAUGUUAGAAGGAUCAGCACAGACUGAGCAUUCUCAUAACAAAUGUGUUUUCAUUUGAUAAAUUUCCUUGAUGCCCUGCUAUGGGAUUUGUAUUGACCUCACAAGAAACAAUGAACUUUGCAAAGGGGCAAAACUCCUUGGAAGGGAAAUGUGAGAGUCUGAGUCAAAAUUCUUACAAGAUGCUUACAAAAUUCUUACAAACAGUGCUGGGUGUUAAUGUCUGUGAGAUCUGACAGGGCCACCUCUGAGACCCUAGUAUUUGCUGGGACCCUUAAAUGUGUUUGUGGGUUGAAUUUCCAAAAGUUUGGGGACAAUACACUUUAAUUAGAGCAGAGAUAAGGCUAACAAAGGAGAAAUAGUUUUCCUUGCUGUGACCUAGUUUGGCUGUAAGAGUUACUAAGUGGGGUUAGUUCUGCUAUUUGAGAAAGCACCAUUUAUGUGCAUUUCUCUCCCAGAUGGAGCUAGCUUUCCACAUGGUAAGCUUAGAAACCUUCCCUUAAAGAUCCUUUGGGAUGUGUCAAAUAAGAAAAACUAGGUAGGAAAUGUUUCCAAAUAAUACCUAUUAUAACUAUAUAUUCAUUCUCUGCCUGCCAAGUCAAUGGCCCACUGCAUUUCUCCAUCCUUAGAAUGCAUCUUAGACCUGUGCUAAUAUGGUAGACGCUAGCCAAAUAUGGUGCAUUUAAUGGAAAUCCAUUAAAAUUAGACAAAAUUUUUAAAAAAUUCCUUGAUGUACUGGCCACAUUUCAAGAGCUCAAGAACCACACAUGGCUAAUGGCUAUUGGAAAUCACAGAUAUAGAACAUUUCAUCAUCACAAACACUACUACUGAACAGCAUUAGACACAUCACCUUUCUAGAGAAGAGAUUUUAACCACUGUCUUCUUGCUUCAGACCUGUCUCUAUUUAAAACCAUUUCCCCUAACAUCCUAAGGCUGAGAUGGAGCUAAAAAUUGUCAGAUGGCAACCUUGUAAAGGGUAUUAAUGGUUUAAGAAUAAAAAUUAAAUAAGACAUCUAUUUUUUUAAAGAAUCUUAUUGUUGUCAUUGUGGGUAUUUGAAGUUGCUGGGAUAAAUUAAUAUAAUUAAAUAAAAGGUUGAAUUCAA
This is a messenger RNA of Marmota monax (woodchuck), 4529 nucleotides long. RefSeq names its product polypeptide N-acetylgalactosaminyltransferase 15 (gene Galnt15). Gene Ontology annotation, cellular component: Golgi apparatus. The record is from RefSeq and is a predicted model, not a curated record. The transcript has 10 exons. The coding region runs from base 662 to 2551 and encodes 629 amino acids. Lineage: Eukaryota; Metazoa; Chordata; Mammalia; Rodentia; Sciuridae.